UCUUCCUCCUCUCUGUGGUGCGGGCGGGAGGAAGGAAGGGGAGCGGCGUUUCCGCCCAGGCCGGAAGUGGAGCCGCGAGUCCCUCACGCGAGCGGGUUGUUGUCGGUGUCUCGGGGCUGCCGGCCGCCGCCUCUGCCCGCCCCGCCCCGCCCCGGCUGCUCUGACAGGAUAUGUAACAUGACACUGAUAUUCUGGACAGUUUAUCAUAGGAGCUUCUGUGAAGGUAACUUUUUGAAGUAAUGCCCACAGAAAGUGGAAGUUGUGCAACUGCUCGCCAAGCAAAGCAGAAGCGCAAAUCGCACAGUCUUUCUAUACGAAGAACCAACAGUUCUGAGCAAGAACGGACAGGAUUGCAAAGAGACAUGUUGGAAGGGCAGGAUUCUAAACUUCCUUCAUCUGUUCGAAAUACACUUCUUGAGCUUUUUGGGCAAAUAGAGCGAGAGUUUGAAAACCUUUAUAUUGAAAAUCUUGAAUUACGUCGAGAAAUUGAUACACUCAACGAACGCUUAGCAGCUGAAGGACAAACAGUCGAUGGAGCUGAACUGAAUAAAGGACAACUGAAAGCAAAAGCCAGUCAUAGUACCAGUCAGCUUUCUCAGAAAUUAAAGACAACUUACAAGGCAUCUACUAGCAAGAUUGUAUCCAGUUUCAAAACUACAACAUCAAGGGCAAUAUGUCAAUUGGUGAAGGAGUAUGUUGGCCACAGGGAUGGUAUUUGGGAUGUCAGUGUCACGAAAACUCAGCCAGUGGUGUUGGGAACUGCAUCUGCUGAUCAUACUGCUAUGCUGUGGAGCAUAGAAACUGGGAAGUGCCUUGUCAAGUAUGUAGGGCAUGUUGGAUCAGUAAAUUCCGUAAAGUUCCAUCCAUCAGAGCAAGUAGCUCUCACAGCGUCUGGAGACCAGACAGCUCACAUCUGGAGAUACAUGGUUCAGUUGCCCACGCCUCAGCCAACUGCAGACUGCAAUCAAAUAUCUGGGGAAGAUGAAAUUGAGUUCUCAGAUAAAGAUGAACCUGAUGGAGAUGGAGAUGCUUCCAGUGACUGUCCAACUAUACGAGCUCCCUUAACAUCUCUUAAAAGCCAUCAGGGAGUGGUUAUAGCAGCUGACUGGUUGGUUGGAGGGAAGCAAGCUGUAACAGCUUCAUGGGAUAGGACAGCAAACCUGUAUGAAGUGGAGACAUCAGAACUUGUUCAUUCUCUGACAGGGCAUGACCAAGAGCUAACACAUUGUUGUACACAUCCCACCCAACGUCUUGUGGUGACUUCAUCACGUGAUACAACCUUCCGUCUGUGGGAUUUCAGAGAUCCUUCUAUCCAUUCUGUGAAUGUCUUUCAGGGCCACACAGACACUGUGACAUCAGCAGUUUUCACUGUGGGUGACAACGUUGUUUCGGGUAGUGAUGACCGCACUGUAAAAGUCUGGGACUUGAAAAAUAUGAGAUCUCCUAUUGCAACUAUCCGUACAGACUCUGCAGUAAAUAGGAUUAAUGUGUGUGUUGGCCAAAGAAUCAUUGCCCUUCCACAUGACAACCGACAGGUUAGAUUAUUUGACAUGUCAGGUGUGCGAUUAGCAAGGCUUCCUCGCAGUAACAGACAGGGCCAUAGGAGAAUGGUAUGCUGUUCUGCGUGGAGUGAAGACCAUCCAAUCUGUAACCUGUUUACUUGUGGGUUUGAUCGUCAGGCAAUUGGCUGGAACAUCAACAUCCCUGCAUUGUUACAAGAAAAAUAAAAAUGCGGAGAAUUUUUGCAUUUUGUGUGGCCAUGGACUCUUAAACUUUUAUGCAGACUUUUCUGAAUAUUAGUCUGUCAUUGCUGUAAAAGUUCUUCCUUGAACAGAGUGCUUUGCAAAUGUCGUUCUUGUUACCACAUUGUGCACAGUUUGCAUGAAAUGUACAGGAAAUGUGACUUUUUUAAAAAUUAGAUUGUCUUGUGUAUGAACUUUUAUAUCUUACUACCCGUUGGUCAGUAGAAAGGAAGUUCAUAGUUAUAUAGAGCACAUACGUGUUUCUAAGUUAUUCAGCAUUUGAUAGUUGAACAGUAGGGCAUUAAAUUUGUGACUUAAAUGUGAAAUGUAUGUACUUAUUAUGAAGAAUAUAUAGUAGUCUGUUACAUUUUUCCAUAACUACAUAUCUGCCUUGUGUUAAAGAAUCUGCAGGGCUAAACUUUGAAGUGUGAAUUUCGCUAGUAGUAGGAUGGUUAACAUUUCUUUGCAUCUAUGAUUUUUAGUACUGCAGUAUAGUGUAACUUCAACUCCCAUGUUAUUCUAGUUAUUGGAGAGAAGGCUUGGGAAGGAAAGGAUGAGCAACCUCUUCUAGUGUGUAUAGAAUGCAGAAUUACAGCAUUCCGAAUGUUUUUUGGGUUUUUUUUUACAUUUCUCUUGACAAAGAACAAGGAAAUGUUCAUUCUACCCUUUAUGUACAAAGCUCUUUUGGAUCUUGUAGCAUCUGUCACUAGCAACAAUCCCAAAUCUAAUCAUUAAAAUCUAGGGGUGUUGUACAUGUGUGGAGGGAGGAGGGCAUUUUAAUUAGAGCAGCUUUUGGGACCCAUUCUAAUUAAAGCACCCACAGCAUCUCAUAUAUUCAGUGUCCCGUGUUUCAAAAUGGCGACAGGGCACUUUAACUAAAGAUCAUUCAACAAGCUUUAGUUAAAGCAUCACCAUCGCCAUUUUGAAAUGCGGGGACGCUGAAUACAUGAGACACUGCGGCACGCUGGAGUAUUCCAAUUAGAAUGCUCCAGCAGGCUCGAUUAAUGCCCUGCCACAUUCUAAUCGUCCGAGCACGUGUAAAAGUGCCCACAUAGUUGAGCAAAUUUUAAAGCACUUUAGUUUAUAGCGACUGUUAUAAACCAUUUAUGAAAAUUUCUGAUGACUUUACCAGUGCAUGUGAGUUGACCUUUGUAAGAAGGAUUUGCUUUUUUUUUUUGGUGAUCUACCCAGAAAGAAAGUGUUGUUUAUUUUUUACAUCUACAGUAAACAUAUUUUAAAUGGGUUCACUUCCUUUGUUUUGAGCCAGCAAUACAGAGUAUAUGAGUACUACCUCAAAAAUGAAUUUCAGUCAGAUUACAUUGAAUCUCUGUAGCUUAAAAAAAAGCACUUUGGAUCCGUGGCUGAAGUACUGUCUUUUGGGUGAGAGGAAAGACAAUCAUACUAACUGUGGUCUUUAAGAUAAUUAACACUUAAGGCUAAUGGGGCAAUACCACAAGUAAACAUCAUCUGUCACCUUUGUUCUUUCAGCUGUAGCUAGGGCUGCUCUAGCCCCUGUUCAUUCCUAAAGGGAAUAAUUCUGUAUGUUUUCCACCCUUACUCUCAAGAGAUACUACUCUAAUUUUGCUCUUCACUACAUUUAGCCUUGUUGCACUUGCUGUUGAUCAUGUAAGUAAAUGUAUGUGGCAGCUGACAUUUUCAGCAGGAAUGGGAAGGCUAUAUUGAAGGCUGCUUCAGACCUACCUUCUUUUAGCUAAAGGGAAAUAGUGCUCCAAAUUGUCUGACAUAUCACAGUAUAAGAUGAAGGGUCAAAGUAAUCAGAGGGUGGGUUCUUGUAGUAGGAUUAAUAGAGUUUAAAGUAGAUUGCCAUUAUAUAUUGUAUUAUGAUCUUUUAAUCGCAUUCUUAUGAUUAUAUGAAGCAAUAGCUGAGCUACAGCACUGUUUAGAACAGAGAUGAGAGGCUGAUUUGUUAACUGGCUCUCUUUUUAAUUAAUAUACAAAGACAAGGUGUGGAGGGAGAUGGGAGGGUAAGUGCACCAUUGAGUAAUUAUGAGAAAAUUGGGGUCCUAGAACAUAAAACCAAGAGGGUAAUACAGGGCUUAGGUAGUUAAUGGAGCGACUGAGAAUGUAUGCAUAGAGCAGAGUCUUAAAGAAGCUUAAUUUUUUUUUUUAAGUACAGUACUUGAUUUUUUGAGUUACAGCAUAUAUAUAAUAUGUAGGAAGUCUUCUAGAGUUGCCACAGAACAAUAAUUACUAAUAAAAGGUUGUGGUGAGCAAAUGUAGGCUUUACCUGCUGGUAGCAGAAGACUUCUUUAAAGAACACUGUUGAAUUGUUUCUAAUUUCAAGUUGCUUUUGCUUUCAGCACUUUGGAAAUUUGAAUUUAAACUGAUUUUUUUUUUUUUCAACUCUGGAACAUGCGUACUGGCUUGGUGUUUGUCUGCAGGUAUGUUCUCUGGGGAAAAAAAAAUCUCAUUUUUUGUUGAAGAGGAAGGGGCACAAAGGUGAGAUAUACUAGAACAAGUGCAUUCUUGAUAGGGAGAAAUAUUCACAUGCACUAUAUGCAGUCCAGUUAAGAGAAUCAGAGGAGAUCCACAGACAGUGUUUUUGAGCGAUGAGUAGCCCUUUAAGUUCACAGACUUGACAAAAACAUAGGCUGGAAUAAAGAUCCAUAUUUUGGUCCUGCCCACUUAAACUGUCUUUAAGCUUCUCUAACAUAUGUAGCAGAAAAGCCAUAUAUAUGGAGAGAGCUAGGACCAGUAAAGUCUAUGAAGUUUAGUUGUUAUCACUACCAGUGGCUGCCAAGCUCUGAAACGAAAAAAUGAGGUUACUAAUAAUUUUCACUGAAAAAAAGAAUCAACCAAGGUGUAGAGAGCCAGGUUCCUAGGAGUCACCUAAUAUCUGAUCAGUUGAACUACUGUACUAUCUUUUUUUUUGCUGUGCUACUUGGAUUAAUAUUAAGGCCAUAAAUGUCUUUUCCACAAGUUGCAGGUGAGUGACAGCAGUGGAUAGUGCUGCAUUAACUAAAUGGUUGUAAACAUUUCAGAGUUGUAGCUGAGGAUUGCAGCAGUUGAGUAUUCAAAAGAGAAUUGUUUAGCACUGAACAAGUUAUGUCCAGCAUUUCAUAAAAUGGAGGAAGGUUGCUGUUACAUUUUCAGUAUUGAUGCAGGCUUUCACAAAGGAUGUAUCACGGGGCAAAAUUGAGAACCUUUUAUGUAUGUAUGUGUGUGUAUUUUUUCUUUCAAGCAAUGCACAUCAAUUUUCAGAUUCAGAUUCUGUACAUACUUUGGAAUCAGAAAAAUUGGGUGUGAAACAUCUUUUUGUUGUUGUUGUUACCCAAGUCUGUGAAAACCAACUUACUUUGGAACAAAAUCCUGAAUUUAUAUGUGGAACCACUUUUUUAUUUACUUACUUUGAUGAUUUUGUUUUUAGAUGUUCAGUGUUUUUCUUCAUUAUAUUUGAAAAUGCAUUAAAUCAUACAACAAAGUUUUGUAA
This is a messenger RNA of Alligator mississippiensis (American alligator), 5193 nucleotides long. RefSeq names its product WD repeat domain 37 (gene WDR37). The transcript has 15 exons. The coding region runs from base 240 to 1727 and encodes 495 amino acids. Gene Ontology annotation, molecular function: protein binding. NCBI's taxonomy places the organism in Eukaryota, Metazoa, Chordata, Crocodylia, Alligatoridae. Gene Ontology annotation, cellular component: preribosome, large subunit precursor. The record is from RefSeq and is a predicted model, not a curated record.